This is a messenger RNA of Nerophis lumbriciformis (worm pipefish), 3681 nucleotides long. The record is from RefSeq and is a predicted model, not a curated record. NCBI's taxonomy places the organism in Eukaryota, Metazoa, Chordata, Actinopteri, Syngnathiformes, Syngnathidae.
AUGCAGCUGCCAGCACAACUCCAACUAUUUAUUUUGAUGGCGGUUUUGAACUGCCUCAACGGAAAUACCUUAAAAUAUCAAGUGUAUGAAGAACAACGAGCGGGGACUGUCAUCGCGCGCUUAAAGGACGACGUUGCGGAAGUUUUAUCCAAACUACCGAGCUCCGUGUCCUUUCGGUUCCGUGCUAUGCAACGGGGAAGCACGCCGUUCCUGUCUGUGCGGGAGGAGGACGGGGAGAUCAGCAUCGGCUCCAAAAUCGACCGGGAGAAGCUUUGUGAGAAAAAUGUCAACUGUUCCAUUGAAUUCGACGUGGUUACACUGCCGACGGAGUAUCUGCAAUUGUUCCAUGUGGCGGUGGAGGUGUUGGACAUCAACGACAAUUCUCCACACUUCUCCCGCGCCAUCGUCCCUAUUGAGAUCUCCGAGAGCGCGGCUGUGGGGACCCGCAUACCACUGGACGGCGCAGUGGAUGCAGACGUCGGAGAGAACUCGCUCCACACCUAUUCCCUCAGUCCCAACAACUUUUUCAAGAUAGACAUCAGAACCAGGACAGAUGGGGCUAAGUACGCAGAGCUGGUGGUGAUGCGCGAAUUGGACAGAGAGGUACAGUCGAGUUACCAAUUACAGCUCACCGCUUCGGAUAACGGCGUACCCCCCAAAUUUGGCUCCACGUUGUUGAAAAUUAGCAUCACGGAUUCCAAUGACAAUAGCCCGGCAUUUGAAGAGCAGGCAUAUGUUAUUGAUUUGCUGGAAAACUCUCCUCUUGGGAGUCUUCUCAUUGAUUUAAAUGCUACAGAUCCAGAUGAGGGCACUAAUGGGAAAAUUGUGUAUUCUUUCAGCAGUCAUAUCCCGGCCAAAAUUUUAGACAUAUUUAAGAUAAAUGCAGAAAAUGGUCACAUUACACUGAUGAAAAAGGUGGACUAUGAAUCCACUUCAUCCUAUGAGCUUGAUGUGCAGGCUCACGAUUUGGGUCCAAAUUCCAUUCCGGGCCUUUGCAAAAUUGUUGUGAAAGUGGUGGAUGUCAAUGACAACAAGCCGGAGAUAAACAUUAACCUCAUGACCCCAGGCAAAGAGGAGGUCGCCUACAUCUCCGAGGGUGCACCCGUAGAUACCUUCAUUGCAUUGGUGCGCAUUGAUGAUAGUGAUACAGGGCUUAAUGGUGAAGUGGUCUGCAGGCUUCAUGGCCACGGUCACUUCAAACUCCAGAAAACAUAUGAAAAUAACUAUAUGAUCCUCACAAAUAGUUCACUUGACAGAGAGAAGAGAUCAGAGUACAGCCUGACAGUCAUAGCUGAGGACCAGGGCUCCCCGAGCCUCUCCACGAUCAAACACUUUACUGUUCAGGUGCUGGAUGAAAAUGACAAUCCUCCUCGUUUUCAGAAGAACCGCUACGAGGUGUUCAAAUCUGAGAACAACUCCCCGGGAGCAUACCUGAUGACAGUGGUGGCCUCUGAUCCAGAUCUGGGCACCAAUGGUCAGGUCACGUAUGCCAUCAUGGAUGCUCUGGUGAAUGGGAGCCCCAUCUCUACGUAUGUGACCAUUGAUCCCUCAAAUGGAGCCAUUUAUGCCUUGAGGACUUUUGACCAUGAAGAUGUUAGUCGUAUUACUUUUACAAUUCAAGCAUUUGAUGGGGGAAAUCCUUCCCUGUCAGCCAAUACAACUGUCCUGCUUACAGUUCUGGAUGAAAAUGACAAUCCGCCUAUCAUUCACUCUCCCUCCCUCCAGAAUCACACUGCUGAACUUCCUGUAUGGAAGUAUGCAUCUCCUGGUCAGCUGAUUACAGCGCUUAGGGUCACCGACCGCGAUACAGGUGCCAACGGAGAGGUGAUUUGCUUGAUUGCGAGCGGAAAUGAAGAUGGUUUGUUUGUGAUGGAUGCUCGGCGAUGUGAGCUCAGAACUAAUGCGAGCUUAGAACAAGUGCCAAGGGAAGUGAUGGAGAUCAGGUUAGAAGUACAAGACAGAGGCACCAAUCGACUUACUACAUUUGCUCUCCUAAAGCUGACUCUACAGGAGACUAUAGACAUCCUCCCCCCUCUCCAUCCAACUGGGUCCAGCACCACCUCUCAUGAUCUCUCCCUCAUCAUCAUCAUAUCCCUCGUGGCAGUUUGCGCUGGGCUGCUUAUUGUAAUGGUCAUGUUUGCUACAACCCGUUGCACCCAGGAAAAGAAAGACUCUAAGCAUAACUACAAUUGCCGUGUUGCAGAAAACAGCUAUCAGAAACACCCCAAGAUGCCAACGAGGCAUAUACACAAGGCAGAUAUUACCCUGGUCCCAACAGUAAAUGGAAUUCUCGCUGUGCAGUCCCACCCACACUCCCCAUCAGCCUCUCCAGCACCUGUGAGGGGCACCCUUGGGAGCACGCAGAGCCAUCACAGUCGCCAGUCACUCAACAGUCUCGUCACCAUUUCCUCCAAUCAUGCGCCAGAGAGUUUUGCCCUGGAGUUGGCCCAUGCCACACCGCCAGUUGAGCAAGUUUCACAGCUUCUGUCCAUGCUCCAUCAGGGCCAGUACCAGCCACGGCCAAGUUUCAGAGGCAACAAAUACACAAGGAGCUACAGAUAUGCGCUAAACGAGAUGGAUAAAUUCAGUCUCAAAGACAGUGGUCGUGGCGACAGUGAUGCCGGUGACAGUGACUACGAGCCUGGCAGAGACUCACCUCUGGAUAGACUUCUUGGUGAGGGGCUUGCUGAGAUUUAUAUUCCUGACGUCCAUCACAGAGUGCAUGCAGGUAUGAGGCUCUGCACUGAGGAGUGUCGCGUACUGGGUCAUUCAGAUCAAUGCUGGAUGCCCCCAAGUGCUUCCCCGGCAUCCUCCUCCGCUGACUACCGGAGCAAUCUCUACAUUCCAGAGGAGCAAGCUUCCCAACGCACUGACCAGCCACCCGACAAAAUCCCACAGCCAUGCACUGAAAAUGGAUCAGGCCGGAACAAAAGCUUUUCUACCUUUGGAAAAGAUCCGGGCAACGCGGAUCGUGGAGAAGAGGAAGCUGAAGAUGAUGGGGGCGAUGAGGCCAGAGAUGAAGACCUCUGUGGAACGACGUCAUUGCUCUCAGAGAUGAGCAGUGUUUUUCAGCGUCUGCUUCCCCAGGGUUUAGAUUCAUACAUCCAAGUUCAUGACAACCAGAAGGGGACUUCCCUCAGUGGUAUCAGCGUACCAAUGACUGGAUCUUUAGAUCGAAGGAGGGGCCAUCUUCCUGGCAAGGCCAACCUGUCUGCCCACCAGCAAGGUGUUGCCGCUUGGGCCGCCAAUACUCACUUCCAGAAUCCAGGAAGUGGCAUCAUUCAACCUGGUCACCAUCAGGGAGGCAGCUACCACACGCUGAAGGCCAGCACCAAGCUCAGCUGUCAGAGCAGCAGUCACAAUAACUCACAGCCAUUGAAAAACAGCCUGCAGAAUAACAACCCCAAAUCACACAGCAGCUUGAUGCUCACAACAAGCGCCAGCCCCACUGUAAUACAGCCUUCUCAGGGUCCCGUGCCAAUACCAGUGCCCCUUCCUGGCCCUUCAUCCAAGUGGCUUCCUGCUAUGGAGGAAAUCCCAGAAAACUAUGAAGAGGAUGAUUUUGACUCUGUGCUUAGCCAUCUGCAGGGAAAACGAAGUGAGAGCCGCCACGAGCUGGUGGAUGCCAGUGAGUUGGUGGCCGAGAUCAAUAAACUUCUCCAGGAUGUUCGGCAGAGCUAA